Ilyonectria robusta is the source of this 1945-nucleotide messenger RNA. Its product is annotated as GTP-binding protein. Gene Ontology annotation, molecular function: ATP hydrolysis activity; GTP binding. NCBI's taxonomy places the organism in Eukaryota, Fungi, Ascomycota, Sordariomycetes, Hypocreales, Nectriaceae. The coding region runs from base 345 to 1598 and encodes 417 amino acids. The record is from RefSeq and is a predicted model, not a curated record. The transcript has 4 exons. Gene Ontology annotation, cellular component: cytoplasm.
CAGAGUUGCCUUCCAUUUACAGGGCGCCUUUUCGCAGACGUUGGCAGAUGGGGGGGUCCUGCAAGGAAGGCCCGACAGAGGUUUACGACCCCACUACGAUACUAAAUUUGUCCUUCAAGACCCAAGAGCCUUCGGUUCGAUGGCAUCGUCGCAACAACAUUCCACUGUGCCGCCCACCAUAUUACUCCAGUUCCGGCGCAGGUCAAGGCCCAUAACAUAUAGCUGCAUUAUCUCGGGCAGAUCUAGCGACUUCAGCCGAUCGUGAAGCAGCUCUCUGCUCUCGCGGUUUAAGCUGCUUAUAAUCUCUCCGGUUCUCCAAAAAGGCGCCCCAAGAUUCCUCCACCAUGCCUCGCGAUCCGCUUAUCGGCCUCGUGGGCAAGCCCUCGGCAGGGAAGAGCUCUACGCUCAACAGCCUGACCGACGCCUCCUCCAAAGUUGGCAACUUUCCGUUCACCACCAUUGACCCCCAGCGAGCGAUUGGCUAUCUCCAAAUCGAAUGCGCCUGCGCCCGACAUAACCUCCAAGACCGAUGCAAGCCCAACUAUGGCUCAUGCGACCAAGGCCGACGAUCCGUUCCCAUCGAGCUCCUCGACGUCGCCGGUUUGGUCCCUGGAGCGCAUCAGGGCCGUGGCCUGGGGAACAAGUUCUUGGAUGACUUGCGCCAUGCCGAUGCGCUGAUACACGUUGUCGAUGCCUCGGGAACCGUCGAUGCUGAGGGCAAGGAGACGAGAGGGUACGAUCCGUCUGUGGAUAUCGCAUGGCUACGGAGCGAGAUCGUCGCGUGGAUUCUUGGCAACCUUAUGCAGCGAUGGGGCUCGAUUCGCCGAAGACACCAAGCCAUCAAGGCCACUGCAGUAGAAACACUGCAGGGGCAGUUUUCCGGAUACGGUGCUACGACUACCGUCAUUAACCGCGCACUGGAUCGGAGUGGUGUAAAGGAGCCGUUGGAAGAAUGGAGCGACGAGACCGUCAAGAACGUUGUCCACGCCUUUGUCGACGAGAAGUUCCCGACCGUCAUCGCGCUGAAUAAGAUUGACCACCCGGAUGCUGACAAGAACAUCUCCAAGAUCGCUAAGCAGCAGGACCCCAGUACCAUCGUGCUAUGCUCCGCCAUUUCGGAGAUUUUCCUUCGCAAAAUGGCAAAGCAAGGUUAUAUCAAGUAUGUCGAGGGCAGCGAAUUCGUCGAUACCAAGGAGGACCUGAUAGAGCAGGGCGAUCCAACUGGCGGCGGUCUGAAGGAUCUCGACGAGAAGAACCGAAAUCGGAUAGAGAACCUCAAGGAUAUGGUGCUCUACAGAUUUGGCUCUACGGGUGUCGUCCAAGUCCUCUCAAAGGCAGCCGAGAUUCUCGGUCUCGUGCCGGUUUUCCCAGUCCGAAACGCCACCACAUUCAGCUCCGGCGCCGCAGAAUCCAAAGUUGUGUUCCGAGACUGCGUCCUUGUGAAGAAGGGCUCGACCGUUGGUGACGUUGCCAGGAAGAUCAUGGGUGAUGCGCCGAUUGCGUUUGUGGAGGGCGUUGGAAACGUCCGCGUGGCCGAGGAUGACUUUGUGGCUGUAGGGAAGAACGACAUUUUAUCAUUCAAAGUCGGCAGAGGCUGAGCCUUCCAUUUGUAUGUCAAAUACAUCAUUUGGCGCUCUCGUGCCCGUCAUCUAUGGAUAGAUUGACCCCUCAAUAUACUGAAGAGUAUUGCAGAUUUACCAGGCUGGUUCAAACUGCUAGCAAUGGCUUUGGUGUCAAUCUCCAGAAGGACAUAGAAUCACACUGGCUUGGUUUAGAUAAAACGGCACUCAACGGCCUACUUAACGAUCUCAUUUUACCUGCAACUGUUAGGUCACUAGUAUUCUAGGCUUUUAUCUCUACUUACAUAGCGUAAAGAUCCCUCGAUGAGGUAACCUAACAUAUGCAUCUACUGCGUUUUCGUUGUGAAUGUCGCAGUUGCCAUAGC